Molecule: messenger RNA, 896 nt
Organism: Leptidea sinapis
Lineage: Eukaryota; Metazoa; Arthropoda; Insecta; Lepidoptera; Pieridae
Gene: EMC10
Product: ER membrane protein complex subunit 10
Exons: 5
Coding region: 193-858 (221 amino acids)
Cellular component (GO): EMC complex
Source: RefSeq, a predicted model, not a curated record
AAAUCCCAAAAAAAUCUUGUUUUUCAUCAAAGAGGAUGUUAUUAAUUAAUGCUUUCUUUUUCGCUAAAUAAUACAGAAAUUAGGAGAAAAUAAAAAAUUAUAAGGAAUUACAUACAUUUUAAUAAAAUUAUUGUAAUUUUAAAAGAAGACUUACAAUUUUCUAACUUGCAAACCAAUGACCCAGUAAUAAUAAUGACGGCGCUGUUUUUUCUUAAUUUAUUGAUAAUUCAAUAUGCGACCUGCCUUGACUAUGAUGGUUGGUUGAAUAUAAAAAUAGAUCAUUCUAUUAAUUGCAAAGGAGAAAAAUUUUGCAAUCGUGGUAAUGUAUCAUUAAAAAGCAUUCGUGCGGGUAAUGCUUUAAUAGAUCAAAUCCCAUUUACAACUGAACACAUUGAUGAAUUAAAGAACAUUGCUGCACUGGAUGGAUUUUACACUCUUCGGACAUUGGUGACCACUGCUGAUAGUAAAGAAACUGAAUUUUUAUCAUCCAUAAAGGCACAGGCAUUUCUUCAAAAUGCAUUAUCAGAUGUUAUCAGUGCUUGGGUGAUGCCAAAUGGUGAAGUUAUAGCAGUUACCUUUCAAGUAUCAAAUUCAAGUCAUUCUAUUUUACUUGAAAAAGAAGCAGAAUAUAAUUUGAGUUCAAAUUUCUAUCUUCGAUAUGUGGAUCAGGCACCUGUACCAGAUACAGCUUCUUAUAUACAAAAGUUAGAUAGAGAAAGAGAAGCAAGAGAAAAGGGUGAAUUAAAAGACAAUAGAUCAUUCUUAGCAAAAUAUUGGAUGUACAUUGUGCCCAUUGCAAUAUUUGUCAUGAUCUCUGGAGCCAGCAACCCAGAAGGAGCUGCACCUGCUUCACGUUAGUUUGUAUAAGCAUAGUAAAAUAAAUUAUUAUACUUGAA